UAAGAUGCCCAUUUGAUUUGAAUUUGAUAAUUUGAUUUUAUUUGUUCUGCGCAGUAGUUUAUUUCUCAAUUUAUUUCACUCGUAAUAUUUUCGUGGUUUUAUCUAAUCUACAUUCAAUAAAUUAUUUUUCAAAUUAGAAAAUAAUAUUUGGAAAAUGAGUUACAGAGAUACAUACUCGCUAUUUCCGAGAUCACAUUCAUACUGCGCAGCUAAUGAGCAGCGCGUAGGAUCCUACUUACGGACAUUAAUGAGUUUUGGGUCUUCGCCUUCGUCGGUGCUGAAUUCGUUGUCAUUUCGUACGCGACCCUUUCCUGAAGUCUCCUACAGCCCGACGCCUGAUGUUAACGAGGUCUACCCAGGCCUGUUUGUUGGAGAUGCAGUUGCCGCAAAAGACAAGUCAUUCCUGAGACGGAUGGGCAUCAACUACGUGCUUAACACAGCAGAGGGCAAGCGGUACACGCAAGUGGAUACUGACCACCUUUACUACCGCGACUGCCCUAGCAUUCGUUACAAAGGCUUUCAGCUUAUGGAUCUACCAACCACUGAUAUAUCAAAGUAUUUUCACAUUGCCGCCAAUUUCAUCGAUGAGGGUAUUUCUCAUGGAGGUCGGGUUCUGGUCCACUGCUUUAUGGGCGUUUCCCGGUCUGCUACAUGUGCCAUAGCCUUCUUAAUGAUUAAGCGCGGAAUGUCUCUGUCUGAGGCAAUGGCGCUGGUUCGUUCUCGCCGGGAUAUUCACCCCAAUGAAGGCUUCUUCCGACAACUCCAACAACUCGAUAGGGAACUUCGCGUCUCUCGUGUCCGCUGACCCAACACCCCAUUGCAGCCCUACUUCAAUUUCUCAUUCGAUUUCAAGUAUGGACGUCAUCGAGUACGUAGCCUCGAUCGCGAAUAUAGCCACCGUUAAUAGGUAGCUAGUACUAUAAAAAUGCGCUACUACCUCUCACUUAUGUUACGGCUCGAUGACAAAUAAAUACAAAGUAGGUUGCUGAUAAACAUGUCUUGCGGACAAUUUGUUCCUGCAUUUGUCCAAUAGUACCUGUAAUUGUAAAUUUUAUGAAUAUUUUUAGAUAUUUAUUUAACAAUUAUUAAUUUUAUGGUAAUCUAAAAAUGGCAGGUUACAAUUACAACUGUUUAAGUAUGUUAUCAAAAUGAGUGUGAUGGAUCUUUGCUCGCUAAUUUUUAGACGAGUUUCGAUAAUAAGCAAUUGUGAUUCUAAACAUGUACAGCAGCUAAUGUAAUAUUCUCGUGUGCCAUUUUGGUUUUUUAUUGUUGAAAAAUUAAAAUAUUUGUUAUUUUUGUAAAGAUAAUUUGGAUUCUUAGUGUUAUAGUUAAAAAAGUUACUAAGUCCAUUAUAUAAGAUGUUAUGGCUUCUAGUGAGUAAUCAAUAUCGUUUUAACUAUAGUACAAUUCUCUAGCCUUAUAGUCAUUUAAUGACUUGUAUCAUUUAAAGAAUAUAAUGCUAUAAUAUGCCCUUGAAUAUCAGGGAUGAUAUGUUUAGUAGUUUUAAGUUUUUCUUCAAGACUGGCAAUCAUGGCACUUGAGUGAUGGCUUAUCAAUAGAUGUAGUAAUACUGUAAGAAUACAUAACUCAUAAGUAUGUCAUUGCCCUGCAAGCGAGCAGGUGUCACGCGACGUGACCACACAUUGUUCAAGUCCUCGCGCUGUUUGCCAACAAAAUGUGACAUUUGGCUGCAUAUGUGUGUCACUGUUGAUGGUCUAUUUAAAAAAAAAUUAUAUAGACUUGUUGAAUGAUAUCAAUAAUCAAGGAUUGAACUAUCAAGAGAUAAAACAUGUAUUAUAUUUUAUUUGUAAAGGUGGAUUUAAACUAAAUGAUUAUAUAACACAGACCAAGAGUUAGAACUUUGAAUAUUGUUGCCUAUAGAAAUAACAACUUUAAAUAUAAAAUUAUCCAAAAACUAAAAUGUACUGGAAAGCUCUUAGCUAACUCGUAGCAUAUUUAGACUAAACAAAGAUUGGUUCUAAAAAGAAAAUUCACUUGUUAAGUUCAAAUCCACUUUUAAAAUUUUUUAAUCUACUUAUCCACGUCUUUGGAACAUGAUGGCUCAUUAUUUUAAAGAGCUAAUAAUGAAGAAUAAACCUUAUUUUUUUUUUGUGAAAUAGUAACUGGUUUUAGUAAAACUAGUCUCAGUUUGUAAGUGAAAUACUUAGAUAAUAAUAUGCACCAAAGAAAGCAAAGAUUGUGAUAUUGAAAGGAAAAUUAGAUGAACCUAAAAUUAUUUAUUAAAUAAUAGAACUAUAAUAAGUAUUUACCUAAACGUAUUAUAUUUUCAUUAAAUAAUAAACAUAUUAAUAAAAGUAAUAUCUUGAUGUGUGUUAAUAUUUUAAAAGCAGAAAAUAUAUUUUCGAGAAACAUUUUAAAUGAAGUAACAAAUAGGAACUUACUUACCAAUAAUCUACUUAAAACUAUCCUAGUUUUCAUUCGUCUUUUUUUUAUAUAUGGCGGCGCAUACAUUAUAGGUACUUUCAGUUCAGUUCACUUUAAUAGUCUAUUACAUCUGAAAAACAACUAUAGAAGAGUAUCUAUAAUGUGAUAGGCUGUGAACCCCAUUAUAUGAUCCAAUAUUUAUUGUUUUUAUUAGUUUUAUAAUAUUUAUUAAACUUAUUUUAGAAAUGUUACUUAUGCCAUGUUCAUAUAUUUAGUGAAACAUUUGCUAGAUAUAUGUCAAAUUUAAUUUGUAAUCUUCCUAAGUCUUAUUUAAAAUAACACCUCUAUUUAUAAUUUUAAAUUGCAGUUUUCAUUGAUUUUUUAAUUUUACCUAGUAUGAGUCGGAUGAAAUAUUUUGAAAUAUAAUUCAACAUGUGAAGGAAAUAAAUGGUAGUUCAUUUAAUUACAUGCAAAUAAAUAAUGUGUCUAUCUUAGGUAUAUAUUUAUAAAAUAUAUGUUUAUGUAUAUAUGUAUGAUGUCACCUGUGUGGAAUCCAUGUUCAUUCCUGUGGCAUUUGUUGGAAUUCCUAAUAGACGCUUAAGUCUUAAAAAGAACCUAAAUUUAAAUUUUCAAUAUAUUAACUCCAGUGGUUUAGGCUGUGCAUUGAUAGAUCAGUCAGUUAUGAUAUCUUUUUAUAAAUUUGAAAAUGAGCCCAAAUAAAUCUCUUUAAACUCAACAUGGGCUGAGGAUGCUUGGUGAUGAAAAUAAGAAAAGAAAGAAAAAGUACAAUGUGUACAUAAAGCAAAAAUGGCACUAUAGUUUUUUAACAUAAAGAGAAUAACCGCAAGUUAAUAACAGUAACUACAAUUAUAAUAUUUUUAAUAUUUUUUACCUAUAUUUUAUUAAAUAAAAAGAUUCGUUCCAGUAAUACUCUAUCUAUCCCCUCUCACCGUACUGGAUUCGCCUUAAAUUCUUUUCUCCUAAGUUCUUCACGACUCUGAAGCGCGCUUCCUGAUGCCAUUAAGAGACUACCGACUAAACCGUCUUUCAAAAAAAACUUUCACACUCACUUUUUUACUUUAUCCGAGCAGUAAAUACUUUUUAUUAUUCUUAAUUUCAUGUAUAAUAUAGUAUGUCAUAUAUGUGUAAGCAUAUUUGUUAUUUAUAUAUAUAUUUAUUCGUUUAUAUAUGUAUUUUAGUAUGUAUGUAUAUCAAUAAUUACUAGUACCGCAUUCGAGUAUUCUGACACUUCCUAUCCUAUGGUUGACUGGGAGAGAAUACUUUUAGCAUUAAGUCCGCCAUGUACACAUAUUUGUACUAAUGAAUAAAUAAAUUAAUUAAUGAGUUAAAGAAGUAUUGUAUAUUUUCAGUCUUUAAUAUUACUGUUCAUCUUAAUAUGAUUAUUCUGAUGUUUAAAUGGUAAAUUAUACAUAAUCUAUAUAAUAAUAAAUAAAUAUAUUUAUAUAGGAA
Messenger RNA from Galleria mellonella (greater wax moth), 3855 nucleotides. Its product is annotated as dual specificity phosphatase 29-like. The coding region runs from base 155 to 805 and encodes 216 amino acids. Gene Ontology annotation, molecular function: MAP kinase phosphatase activity; protein tyrosine/serine/threonine phosphatase activity. Gene Ontology annotation, cellular component: cytoplasm. The record is from RefSeq and is a predicted model, not a curated record. The transcript has 5 exons. Lineage: Eukaryota; Metazoa; Arthropoda; Insecta; Lepidoptera; Pyralidae. Gene Ontology annotation, biological process: negative regulation of MAPK cascade; protein dephosphorylation.